CAUCACACAACUGCCCAGGCUCGUCCAGUUCUCUUCGUUCGACGUGUCAAAAACAAGACUCGCUAAAUUAUUCUUCUCCCCAUUACGUAUCCCCACAAAACAUCUCAACUGCCGUGCAAUGAAGAAAACAGAAGAUGACUUCUUUAUCCAAGACGCGAACUGCUACGGCACAACUGACGGCGAAUUAUAGCUGCGCGCGCGUUGCCCUCCUGAAAUUCAAUGACCGAAGGCCUUUCACUGCAUGCACACUUCGGGCCAUCUCUAGCAACCCUAGCCGCCCCCCAACAUCAACGUUGGAUCCCGGAGGAGGGACCGACGCACUGCCGAGUCAAAAGCAAACAGCAAAGACUCAGAGUGGGGUGGAACCACUUGUCCCAAAUCAAAAGAAAACGCAGAAGGAGAUGGACGAGGAGCUGCGGCAGAAAAUGGAGGGGAUAUCAGGCGACGGAGGCGCGUCGGGCGUCGUGUAUGAGGAUGGAAAACCGGUUGCCAUGAAGAGGUCAGUCAGGGAGAACAUGUUUCGAUAUAUCUGAUUGGGCGAUGGAACCUGGCGAUCAUCAGGGGCUGGUCCCGCCGGCCCGGUCGAUUUGAGCAGAACACAAACAUAUUGUGGCUUCUUUUGCCAAGGGCAUUGAAAUUUGACUUAGUAUGUAUCAUAGGUGGAAUCGUCGCGCUUCUUUAA
Messenger RNA from Chaetomium fimeti, 682 nucleotides. RefSeq lists its product as uncharacterized. NCBI's taxonomy places the organism in Eukaryota, Fungi, Ascomycota, Sordariomycetes, Sordariales, Chaetomiaceae. The transcript has 2 exons. The record is from RefSeq and is a predicted model, not a curated record. Bases 135 to 533 code for a protein of 132 amino acids.